Messenger RNA from Cantharellus anzutake, 2475 nucleotides. RefSeq lists its product as uncharacterized. The record is from RefSeq and is a predicted model, not a curated record. Lineage: Eukaryota; Fungi; Basidiomycota; Agaricomycetes; Cantharellales; Hydnaceae. The transcript is spliced from 3 exons. Bases 482 to 2206 code for a protein of 574 amino acids.
UCAAAAGAGGAUAUCGACGCAUUUGCCUCGGCCUGUCGUGGAUUGCCUAUUAUCGCCUCAAUCCGAGUCCGGGAUGUCUCUGUUCGAACUCAUCGCGGUGCAACCCUUCGAUCUGAGUUCGAAUACUUCCGUCACCUCAUCGACACCCCUGUUGAUGUCGACUCAGAGUACUUGCGCAUACUUCGCCGUGCCUAUAUGUUCGACUCAUCCGGAGUUCCUCCACAUAUAGCCGAGAAAUAUCGCCAACUUGUUGGCACAAUAAUUGUGGCGUUUGAGCCACUGAGUGUGUUUUCCAUGUCGCAACUAUUAGGAAUCACCGAGGAAGAGGUCCUAGCCAUAUUGGAACCAAUUAGCUCAAUUGUCGAUUUUUCUGAAGCAAGUGGCUUGGAGCGUUCCUCAAAAGGAUCCUCGGAUGACCCGAAGGGUGUCAAAUUCUAUCAUGCAACGAUGAAAGAGCUCAUAACGGGGGAUUUGAUUGGUAAUGAAGAUGACGAAGUAUUCUUUAUCAAAGAUUUGUGAGCGGGAUGUGUUUGGGGAGCCUGCCAUUCUCCCUUUAGGAGAUGAACGGACAUGGGGAGAUUUUUGGGAGAGAAAACAUCAUCUCCCUCAUCAUCUCCGAUAUGCUCGUCAAUACUUAUUAGAACACCUAGACCCCUCACAACUCUUUGCGCAAGAGUCCAAUUUGCGGAAUGAGUUUAAUACAUUCCUAACACGAAACUUGGUUACAUUUAUGCACCUGGCACCAUCCAAUGAACGGAAUCAGAGAUUCCCCGAUGGAUUUGAUAAAUUCACUGACCAUGAUUCAUUCAAACUCUUGAGGGAAGCUCGAGAGAAACAAUCAGUGGAGUAUGCGUCUUGGGAGUCCGGCGCUUAUGUGACUUCCUCGGCACCAUGGCACCUCCAUCGAUCAACCCUUCCUCUCACCCCGCCCUCAUCACCUUUGUACAAACUGUACGGCCACCUCUCCGAUCCCGUCCGGAUUUUCACCAUUUCCGGCGAGUUUUCCGGGCACAGAAUCCCGUUGAGUGAGGAUUUACUCCAUGCUCGAAUGGUCAUGGAGGCGAAGCUACCUAAUUUGCCAAAGAAGGCUGACAGUCGUGAUGAGUAUGAUGCUCAAUUCAACGACCCUGAUGUUCGUAAUGGUAUUGUGACAUGUGCAGCACUCUCCCUUGAUGGUCAUCAUAUAGCUCUCGGUAUUGGUAGCGGUGUCAUCGAGCUUGCCGAUAUUCACCGUCAGCGCACGAUUUCCCGAUUCCAGCUCGAUCCACCCAACCAUCCAGUCUGGAUCGAAUUUGUCCAUGGCCACCGAGUUGCUGCCGAGGACAAUGAGGGGAAUAUCACCAUCCUUAGCCAUGAUAUGACCCUCAUUAAUCUUGGCACUCUUCCCAACGGCCCUCUUCCUGCUGUAACUCGAGUAUCAGAUAACGGAUUAUUUAUCAUACGAGUCCCAUGGAACAGUGGUAACUCGUGGUACGACAACAUGACUCUCAUAUCCAUUCUGGACACCCCGCACAUGCAGCUCCUCGCAUCUCCUCCUUCCCACUCGGAUGAUUCCCCUCGCCAUGACACGCUCACUAUUCCUCACCGUCGCACGCUUGGGUUUUCUCCAGGAGCGCGUUAUAUCGGCGCUUUCGAUGGCCUCAGUGCUUUCACCUGGUCGACAGAUUCAUGUGAACUCAUUGCGCAUUAUCGUGUAACGGAUUUCAAAUUUUGGAUUAUGAAUCCCGCUGUUCCCCCUGCCUGCUCUUAUCGCAUCCCUGAUCCUGUAUCCGUUCGACCUACCCUUCCCUUGACAAAAGUUGGCGCAGCAGAUAUACAUCGUUCCAAAACAGAUGCGGGGCAUAACUUGGACGCGUCCUGGAUUAAGUGUCCAUUUUAUGUUCUUUCGCAAAACAAGGGGGAGGAGGAGUGGUGGAAGUCUGACAUCCGUUCAUCCACUGCAGGAAGAACUCCACUGUUCGGAACCGAUAUAAAACGCACUGGGCUACCAAUGUUCUUCAAUGGCAAAUUAGAAUUCGUUAUUCCCAAGGAGUACCAACCAGUUGUUUCUUAUGACGCCGAAGGUCUAGGCGCUUGGUAUGGUGAUCAAGUGCCAUUUGAUCCUACCCUUCUGUACAGCCCUCAGUCCAGCAAAGAUGGGACUCGAAUCCUCCUCCAAGGCCGGCAGGCGGCUCCAAUCAUUGUCGAUCUCAGUCAAGUCGUUUAGGAUGUUUGUGGCCAAUUGAAAUAUUUUCCUAUUUACCUUGCGCGUUCUAUCCACGAUCAGAGGGGGGAUCGCAAAGUUUCGCCAGGUCACCCUUCCAUCUUUCUGGACUCGGACGAGAUUUCCUUUCGCUACGGCGAAGUACAGCUCGGGCUUCAACGGAUCUAUGAUCACUCUUCCCUUGCACUGCCGUUUAGUCCCGGGUCGGACAAAAUGACAGCGUUGCGACCACAGACUUUUUGAUUUUGCUCUUUUCCAUAGUUCCCCAAUUC